Brassica napus (rape) is the source of this 558-nucleotide messenger RNA. RefSeq lists its product as uncharacterized. The transcript has a single exon. Lineage: Eukaryota; Viridiplantae; Streptophyta; Magnoliopsida; Brassicales; Brassicaceae. Bases 201 to 446 code for a protein of 81 amino acids. The record is from RefSeq and is a predicted model, not a curated record.
GAAAUUAAAAUUUUAUAGAGAAGGUAGAGAUAGACAGGAGAAAAAAAAGAGAGAAAAUAAUGGAAAAAAAAUGGAAAUCUUCAACUUCGCUUUCCUAAUCCAACACGGCCUAGUUUCGUCGCGUCUUUAUAAACAUUCUUUUAUAUAAAAGCAAAACCAAAGCUUAAGUUUAGUCAUAAUCUCUCCUAAUUCUUGAGAUAAUGAAUUCGAUGUUCAGUGCUUUCGACGCCAUGUGCGCUGAGAUGAUGGGCAAGAAAGUCACCGCUGCGUCUUACAUCUGCAACCGCUCUGAAAUCAACGCCGCUUCUUCCGGCGGCGGCGGUCAAACCGUGGCUUCGCUGAAGAAAGACGAAAAAGCUACAAACUUGGCGGCGGCAGCGAAGCAACCGAGGUUUGCUCUUGAGCUCGACGGGCUUCAAUUCUUCGAAACCAUUGUUCGUUCUUGAUUCCAACCCAAAUAUUACAUAUCUUUUUCUGAGUCUUUCUUGUUUUCUUCUUCUUUCCGAAUGUAAAUACAAUUUUUUUUUGGAAAAAUAUAAUCAAACACUUUUGCAGUUU